Cyprinus carpio (common carp) is the source of this 2061-nucleotide messenger RNA. RefSeq names its product C-type lectin-like. The transcript is spliced from 5 exons. NCBI's taxonomy places the organism in Eukaryota, Metazoa, Chordata, Actinopteri, Cypriniformes, Cyprinidae. The record is from RefSeq and is a predicted model, not a curated record. Bases 346 to 954 code for a protein of 202 amino acids.
AAAUCAGUUCAGUUUGGUAGAGGGAAACCUCAUGGGUAACUUUUAUGCUACCUGCUAGGUUGGAAGUCCAGUUUUGAGAACUCGUAGAGUUUAAGCUCAGAUAAAAGGACUUUUCAUUAUAAGUCAUUAUCAUUAUUGGACCAGUGCUAUUGCACUAUGUUCAUUAAAUGAAUGUGGUUUGUAUGAUCCACUACACAUCACUGAGAAACGAGAAGUAUGGAUCUGGGUGUUACCACGUUGUAGCGUGGCAACAAACGCAAUUGACUAACUUCACCUCAUCUUCUUUCUGGAUAUUUGGAUUUAUAUCAUUGCAUCGCUCUCAAACAACCAGGUGAAUCAUUUAUUAUGAGGACUGAUAUACUCUUGCUGCUUUCAUCAGCUCUAAUGAACAUGACGUUCUCACUGCGUCAUGAGUUUGUCUAUGUGCCCUCAUCCGUGAACUGGACGACUGCACAGAAGUACUGCAAACAGCAUUACUCUGAUCUCGCCACCGUUGAUGACCAGGCAGAUCACAAUGAGCUGCUGAAAACUGCAGGAAUGGGAAAUGUUUGGAUUGGACUCUAUCGGACAACAGGUGAUGGAGCCUUUGUAUGGUCAGAUCAGAGCAGCUCCUCAUUCAAAGCCUGGGAAUCUGGACAACCGAACAAUCAGUUGUGUGUUAAUAUUUACGGUGGAAAGUGGUAUGAUCGCGACUGUGUAGGUCCUGUUCCAUUUGCUUGUUCAAUUGACAGGAAGAGACAAAUCAUGAGAGUGGAGGUGAAAUCAAGUCAAAAUUUGAAGGAUCCUGCGGUGAUGAAUGGGAUUUUAGGGAAGAUGGAGCAGAUAAUGAAGGAGAAGGGUUUGGCACAAUAUGCUAAACUGUCAUGGAUAACCCAAUCCAAUGGGAAUGUCUUCCAAAAGAAUUACAAGAGGGAUGCGCCAAAACAGACUUGUGAUUCAAAACUGCGUAAAUGAACUUUAACCACCUGACUAACUGAACAUGUAUGUCUGACACAUUAUUUACUCGUUUUACCUUUUGACGGCAAAUGCAGAAAGAGUGGUAUUUAAUGUUCAAUACUGCUACAAUUAACUCUUUACACCUUAACAUAAAUGUGACACAUACUGAAAAACUGUACAAUAAUAUUCUAUAAUAUUAACAAUAAACAUCUUCCACUGAGUGGCAUUUGAGACACUAGUACAUUAGAAAUUAACAAAACUGACCAGUGCUGAGAAAAGUAACAAGUAUCACAUGAAAAGCUCGAGCAGUCUGAAUAAUCUGAGUCGAAAAUACCCAUUAAUAUUUUAUAUUUAGACUCAUCAUCCUAACAAUUGUACCUGCUUUAUUUAAACUUAGAUUAAAGUUCAUCUUAUAUCUGAAAUAUGUUAGUAGCAGCAACUUUACAUUGCCACUCAAUCUAAUGUUAACCUAGAAAAAUGUGCACUGUCUGUGCUGAGUGUGUAACCUGAGUAGUGCUAACUGCAGGACAGAUAGAGGUUCCAGUGUGCUCACUUGCUCUUAAAAUAGUCUGUCAUUUUUGCUUAUACAGAUAAUCUUCUGAAUCUGUAAAGACUUUACAUUUAAGAGUGUGCACUAAACAUUUUUUUCAAUUUUAAAUUUUCAGAAUAAAAUCACAAAUUUUAAACCAUCAUCGAACACAGAACCCAAGUUCUUUACCCAAGCCUUUGCAGGAAGUGUUGAAUAACCUAGGGUUAUUUGACUAGGGGAGUCAGAUGAAAAACUAUGAUUUCAGUUUUAUUCACAUUAAAACUGAGGAAAUGUUAAGAUAACCAAGCUUUCACAUCAGAUAGGCAGUGUUUCCAGCCCGUCAGUAUUAGGUUUUUAAGGGUAAAUAUACUUGAGUGUCGUCUGCAUAUAUAGCAUGAGAAGAAUGGGAGCUAAAAUGGAUCACUGUUGAACACCACAGGAAAGAACAGCAGCCUCCGACGAAUAUUGCCCAAUAUUAACACUGAACUACCUAUUUGAAAGAUAAGAUCUAAACCAUUCAAGGGCAGCUCCUUUGAUACCAACACAGUGCUCCAAGCGAGCAAGAAGGAUAGCAUGAUCUACCGCCGGGAUCUCCA